Messenger RNA from Thrips palmi, 3690 nucleotides. It is a transcript of the gene mars, whose product is annotated as guanylate kinase-associated protein mars. The record is from RefSeq and is a predicted model, not a curated record. The coding region runs from base 236 to 3163 and encodes 975 amino acids. Gene Ontology annotation, biological process: signaling. Lineage: Eukaryota; Metazoa; Arthropoda; Insecta; Thysanoptera; Thripidae. The transcript has 13 exons.
ACGCCAUUGGCUGAAAGCAUUUUGUUCGUUUGGAUCUCCGACCAAUGAGCUUCGCCCAUUUAGUACACAACUUUUAUCAACACGAAUUUGAAAGUUCAACCGUCGAAGUGAGAGGGAGGCGAGAGGCCGUCGUGUUCGGGAGUGCAGUUCGGGAAGUUAAGGGGGGUUAGAAGAAUUGAUAGGUUUCGUGUCUUGUUUCGAAGUUUCGUUUAGUUGUAGCACUCGUUCUCACAAAAUGGAAAAUUAUCGCUCGUUGUACAAAGUGGCGGGCAAGACAGGAAAAUCUCAAGGCGAGAAACGGGAGACGGCUCGCCGCGAGCAGAAGAAGAAGCGGGAAGAUACCUUCUUGGAGAGGAGAAAGAUUGAGCAGGAGCCAUCCACGUCUGCUGCGCCCUCCCCCUCAAUAGCAAGCCCCAAGAAAGAAACAAGACGUGAGAAGUUAUUGAGAUGGAAAGCUACAAAGGAUAAAAUUAUUGCCGAACAAAAGCUUAAUGACAAGAAGCGGCCUCCGUUUAAAGUUGGUGUCGCACAUCAUGCUUUGGAUCCGGUGAAAGGAUUAGUUGCCCCCCCAAUUUACACCACAGCAAAAUGCACCACUUCCAAGAAAGCCGCUGCUGAAUCUUAUUCAAUUGCCACCGCUAAGCACAAGGCAAAACAGCCCUCUGCGGCUGCUUCUUCUCUUGCUUUGCUUGCUGAACCUUCUGCAGCCCCAACCUCAAGCGCCGCAUUUUCUGGCAGGGUAACAAGGUCCAGAUCAGCUGCAGUAUCAGCAGCGUCCAAGACAGCUGCGUCCAAGACAGCGGCAUCCAAGACGGCGGUGUCCAAGACAGUGGUGUCCAAGACAGCAGUGUCCAAGACAGCGGUGUCCAAGACAGCGGUGUCCAAGACAGCGGGGAGGACAGCAGCGUCCAAGACAGCAGCAUCCAAAGCAGCAGCCAAGCCAACUGCAUCAAAGACACCAUUGGAGUUGAAACCCACAAGAAAUACCAAAACCUCUGUCUCUAAAUCUGUCAAGAAACUUCAAGAGACCUCAUUUGCGCCCCAAAAUCAUCAAUUCAAGGCACCUGCAAGUUUAACUCUUCCAACAACACCUCUUGCACUGAAAAGGAGUGCUGCGAGGUAUAAGGAAACCGGUUGGCCUUCUAUUGCUGGUGUUGGUCUGCUAAGCCCAUCAACUGCGGAGCCCUCGCCCAAAGUAGCCAGAAGGGAGUCAACUGUGGCAUCACAAAGAAGAGGGCGACUAUCUCGAGCAGUCAAAGAAAGAACGCCAAGGCAAUCAAUUAAAACAUCAAAGGAGGGAACACCAGCAAAGGCUCCUCUGCUAGUGAAAGAAGCAACACCAGCAAAGACUCCUCCGAAAGUGAAAGAAGCAACACCGGCAAAGACUCCUCUGAAAGUGAAAGAGGCAACACCAGCAAAGACUCCUCCAAAAGUGAAAGAAGCUACACCACAAGACCUACCUCAAGUUGUUGAUACUAUUGUUGCAAGUGGAUCAGCCCGAAAGAUGCGUCGUCUAAGCCGCAAAUCUGGAGGAUUUGUUGUCACAGCCAUGCCUGUUUCUACAUUAUCUGUAACGAAGGAAGCUGCAGUUUCUCCUUCUGUAGAAGAAGCCACUAAUGUUGUCGACGUGUCACUAACUGGCAGUGCAGGCCGUCCAAAACGGUCCAUGAACAGCAAAAAGCGUCAAAGUCUGAGAGAAAAGGAGAAUGUUCCUGAUGUAAACCUAGCACAAGUCCCUAGUGCUGAAGACUCAUUUUCUCUUUCUCUGCCUGAGGAAGAUGAAUUGGAUUCUAUUGUUGCCAGUUCAAGGAGAAUGUCUAUUCAUGAGCCAUCACCUCCUGUCCAUGUAAGCCCAGAUAUGCUGGCCAAUGGAAUGGUGCCUGCUCAGUUCAGCCCUUUUGUCACUUCAGCUCGUGGCAAGGACAAAUACAGCCUUCAGAAGAGACGGAGCAGCCUUAUCCCUAUAGUUCCAGAGAUCUCACCAGAGGAGCUGGUCAAUGAAAGACAAGUAGAGCACUUCAGGAACUUAUUAGAGCGAGAGUCAUCCCGUUUGUUAACUCUGAGUGCGUUAUGGGAAGAAAGGAAAGCUGAAGUUCCUCCUAUUAUACAUGACAAACUCUUAGGCCCGAUUGGACAAGCCCGCCUUCUUGUCAAAGAUAAAUUUCAACAGUUUCGAAGUCUAGUUGAUAAAUUUGAGUCUGGAGAUUCUGAUGGGAAGAUCACUGCUGAUGACCUAACUGGGUUUUGGGAGAUGGUGAUGUUAACAGUCGAAAAUGUAGACAAGCGUUUUCAGGAGCUUGAAGACUUAAAAGCAAAUAAUUGGGAAGAGAAACUGCCUCAGAUCAUACCGAAGAAAACUGCCCCACAUGCUGCUUCCAAGCCUGCAAAACCUCGUACUCAAUCUCGUAUCAGAGACUUAAUUGAAGCCGAUAGAAAACGGAAACAAGCAGCCAAACAGAAUAAAUCUGCAAGUGUAUCAUCGGACACCACUACUUUUGAUGGGGGUUUCUUCAAAGUGGAAAGUCCUAAGAAAGUCUUAUCUUCUACGAAGACAAUUACUAGCAGUCCUAUUCCUAAAAUUUCUAAACCUGUGCUGUCUACACCUCGACAAUUUCACAGACGCAGUUUACUCCAGCAAGUUCUUACAAACUCUGCUGUUCGUGUUCAGAACUCUCCUGCUGCCUCCCCGCUCAACAAGAGUCUUCCCUUGUCUGUGUCACCCAAAGUGGCUGCUGCUCAAAUGCGUGCUUCUGAAUUGGGCAGGAGAAUGAGCAUGGAUUCAGGGAAUCAUACCUUCUCUGAACCCUCUUCUCCAGUUCCUAAAACUGAACCAACCAAGAGUAUUCUGAAGUCUGCUGUGAGGAGAAGUUUGAGAGUGAAUACACCACGGAAUAGGGUUGCAUUUGAGGUUUUAAAUCAAACUGAUAAUUCUUCUCCAGGUUCACCGAUUCUUGUAUCACCAGCUGGGACACCAGUUUCUGAAAGGAUUGCUACCCCAGGAAACAGAAAAAGGGCAUCUCUCAUUCCUCGGCCUGUUUCUACUCCUAAAACAGGUGAGAGAGUUAGUCUGCUGCCUGUGCGACAAAGUCUGGUACCGUCAAGGCCUUUAUCUAAUGGGGAUCUGAUAGACUUUGAUAGUCCAAGAAGAGCAUCCAGGUCAUAGAAAAAUUUGUCAAAUAUAUGAAAACCCCUCUGUCAACGCCAACAGCUUGAGGCACUCAUUCAUUCAGUUUUAUUCAAUUUAACGGUAAUUAGAGGCUAUGUAAAGAUAUUUUUAUCCUAUUGCUUGAGAGAAGUUGUGUCAUUCUCAUGAAUUAUUUAAGUUUCCAUAAGUAUGUACUCAUUUUUCAAUGAUAAAUUCAUUUUCAAAUUUAAAAGCUUUAAUUAAUAGCUCCAUAAUUGAAUGUGUGUUAUACUAUUUUUAAGCUUAAUUUAGUUUUAUGUAAUUUUACUUUGAAGCUGUAACUACUUCUUAUUUUAUGAUUCAUCCUUCUUGAGUUCUUCUGUACCAUAUUGUUUCUUCGAAGUUUCUAAGCAGAUCACUCUGUUAAUGCAGUCCUAUGGUCUUUGAAACUAAUCGGCUGAUUCUGAUCUCUUCAUAUACUGACUAGGGUUCGCAUGUAUAGUUGGGAUAUCAUUUUAUGUUAAAUGGUUAAAUUCUGCAAAAAAUAAAUUUUAGUAAUAUACGUA